AAAGAAGGGGAGUUUAAGUAUAGCUCUCCCCAUCAAAUCUUGCAACAUGCUCUUUUCGUAAUAAAUAUUUUAAAUGCCGAUUCGGCCGGAAUUACUGCAAUGCUUCGCCAUUGGUGCCCUGAGCAGCUGAAUGCAAAACCAUUAGUUAAAUGGAAGGACCUCCUUUCCGGACAAUGGAAAGGUCCCGACCCAUUGUUAACCAGUGGUCGAGGAUAUGCUUGCAUUUUUCCACAGGACGCAGAUUCUCCAAUUUGGGUUCCAGACAGAUUGAUUCGCCAUGUCUCAGCCCCUCGGAUACCGGAUUCCCCAGCUGCCGCGACCCCGAAAAAGGAAGGGACCUCCUCUGCCUUCACUCCCCCCGCCAGCACGGGAAACGCCGCCGGCGUCGGGACAACUGACAUCGGAGAUCCCGGAUGAGCAAGGAACGGAUCCACCCACCAAGCAGAUGUCUCAACUUCAUAUACAGGAUAUUGCUCCUCCCGAUCCUUUGCCUCACAAAAGGGUGUCAGGCCGCCUGACUCGGGCGACCCGGAAUGCCUCCAUACCUACUUGGGGACAAAUAAAAACACUCUGCCACCAGGCACGGGGAAUAGCUUCCUUACAGGGAUCUCCAGCUUCUCCUGAGAAACUGUUUAUUGCCAUGCUUGCUUUGCUUUCCUGUCAGGAUUCUUCGGCAGAACAUUCAGAAGCUCGCGACUGAGCUGCAUCUGGCUGUUUUAAGAAAU
Molecule: messenger RNA, 725 nt
Organism: Bubalus bubalis (water buffalo)
Lineage: Eukaryota; Metazoa; Chordata; Mammalia; Artiodactyla; Bovidae
Product: periphilin-1-like
Exons: 2
Coding region: 278-700 (140 amino acids)
Source: RefSeq, a predicted model, not a curated record